Erpetoichthys calabaricus (reedfish) is the source of this 2283-nucleotide messenger RNA. Its product is annotated as protocadherin gamma-A5-like. Bases 1 to 2283 code for a protein of 760 amino acids. Gene Ontology annotation, molecular function: calcium ion binding. The transcript has a single exon. Gene Ontology annotation, cellular component: plasma membrane. The record is from RefSeq and is a predicted model, not a curated record. Gene Ontology annotation, biological process: homophilic cell-cell adhesion. NCBI's taxonomy places the organism in Eukaryota, Metazoa, Chordata, Cladistia, Polypteriformes, Polypteridae.
AUGGCAACAGACCUGGGAGUGGACAUUAAAAGACUGAAAACUGGUAAAGCUCGUAUUUACAAUGAAGGUGACGCGAACUAUAUCGAGCUAAAUGUACAUAAAGGCGUUUUGACUGUUAAAGAUAGAAUAGACAGGGAACAGCUCUGUGCAAGUAUAUCUCCCUGCAUUCUGAAUUUUCAAUUAAUCCUUGAAAACCCGAUGGAAUUACAUCGCGUCAUUGUGGAAAUUACUGAUGUUAACGAUAACGAUCCUCGAUUUCCAAGUAAUAAUGUUCAGCUAGAAAUUUAUGAAUCAUCGUUUGCCGGAGCCCGUUUUUUACUGCCAAGUGCUGUAGACCCUGAUUCCGGUAUUAAUAGCAUACAGACAUACGCUCUGUCAUCUACCGAUCAUUUUAAUUUAAAAAUGCGCACUAAUGCAGAUGGAAAUACAAUCGUCGAGUUACUUUUGAAAACCUCAUUGGAUCGAGAAAAACAAGAGGAGCAUGUAUUAUUGUUAACUGCAUUAGAUGGGGGUGAUCCUCGGCGGUCUGGCACGGUCGAGGUUCAUAUUAUUGUUCUGGAUGCGAAUGACAACGCACCCGUUUUUACACAGGAGCUUUAUAAAGCCACUGUUGAAGAAAACUCACCAAUAGGUGCUUCGUUGAUACGAGUCAGUGCCACUGAUGCAGACAAGGGGCUGUAUGGGAAAGUUACUUAUCAUUUUAAUCACGUUACAGAUGUGACGAAAAAUCUGUUUGCAAUUGACCCGGAAUCAGGUGAAAUAAAAGUUAUUGGGCAAAUUGAUUAUGAAAAUAAGAAAAUGUAUGAAUUAACAGUCCAGGCUAAAGACCACGGUGGACAUAUUAAUUCGAGUAAAGUGAUAAUAGAAAUCACAGAUGUAAACGAUAAUAAUCCUUCCAUUAACCUAAUGUCAGUCUCGAGUCAAAUACCUGAAGACUCCUCACCUGGUACGGUGAUAGCCAUUUUUAAAGUUCAAGAUAAAGAUUCUGGAAAAAAUGGUGAGGCGCACUGUUCCAUCGAGGACAGCAUUCCAUUCAGGUUAAAAUCUUCUUUAAAUAAUUUUUAUACAUUAGAAACGGAUGGAUUUCUAGACAGAGAAAAGACGCCUCAGUAUAAUAUAACAAUAAACGUGAAAGACAGCGGAUACCCUCCACUAUCUGCUAGCCAUACUUUAACACUUGAUAUAAAUGACGUGAAUGACAAUCCACCAAAGUUCGAUAAACAACAUUACACUGCAUAUAUUAUGGAAAAUAAUUCUCCUGGGUCUUCUUUUUUUGCGUUGCAAGCCACAGACCUGGAUUUAGGUUCAAACGGUAAAAUUGCUUACUAUGUUCAGGAAACUCGUGUUCAGAACUCAUCAGUGUCUUCUUAUGUUUCUGUUAAUUCCGAUGACGGUGUCCUCUAUGCAGUUCGUUCAUUCGAUUUUGAGCAAACGACUCAGUUUCAGGUCUCAGUGAUAGCCAAAGAUGGUGGAUCUCCACCUCUUAGUGCCACUGCUGUUAUAGAUGUGUUUGUUCAGGACCAGAAUGACAACGCACCUCGGAUUUUGUACCCCGUUCAAAGUAAAGGUUCUCUGGUGGCUGAGAUGGUACCCCGCAGUGCAGAUGUUGGAUAUCUUGUCACUAAAGUGGUUGCAGUUGACCAGGACUCGGGACAGAACGCAUGGCUCUCCUAUAAAAUUAUGAAACCUGCGGACCAGACACUUUUUGAGAUUGGAUUACAAAACGGAGAAGUGAGGACUCUUCGUCAAGUUACGGACAAGGAUUCUUUGAAACAAAGGUUAACCAUUUCAGUGGAAGAUAGCGGACGACCUUCGCUUUCUGCUACAAUAGUUGUGAAUGUAGCCGUUACUGAUGGCCUUCAUCAGGCACUUUUAGAACUUAAUGAUAUGUCACAGGGCACAGAAGCAGAUGCCAACAUCACGUUUUACUUAAUACUCGCCUUAGUGAUUGUUUCUUUUCUUUUCAUGACUUUCAUCAUAAUUCUAGUAUCAGUUAAACUAUACACGUGGAGACGAUCUAAACUGUAUAACAAAUGUGCCGGUGGAACCCUCCCAGUUAUUCCGUAUUAUCCACCGCACUAUGCGGAUGCUGUUGGAACAGGAACGCUUCGUCACGUCUACAAUUACGAAGUCUGCAUGACAGCUGAUUCUGGGAAGAGUGAAUUCAAGUUCAUAAGACCUACAAAUGGGACUUUGGUUCGCGUUGAUCCAAGUGGAACAGAAACAAUACCGCACACGACGAGCAAGAAUGCCAUUGAUGAGGAAGAUUUUAAGCAGGUAUGA